Messenger RNA from Echinops telfairi (small Madagascar hedgehog), 2458 nucleotides. RefSeq names its product pyruvate dehydrogenase complex component X (gene PDHX). Gene Ontology annotation, molecular function: acyltransferase activity. Lineage: Eukaryota; Metazoa; Chordata; Mammalia; Afrosoricida; Tenrecidae. Gene Ontology annotation, cellular component: pyruvate dehydrogenase complex; mitochondrion. The transcript is spliced from 11 exons. Gene Ontology annotation, biological process: pyruvate decarboxylation to acetyl-CoA. Bases 31 to 1539 code for a protein of 502 amino acids. The record is from RefSeq and is a predicted model, not a curated record.
CUGCGGGCAGCCCGCGCGAAGGCCGGGAAGAUGGCGGCCUCCUGGAGGCUAGGCUGUGACCCCCGUGUCUUUCGCUAUUUCUUGCUUUUCCGCGGCCCACGAAGUCCCCAGCUGGUUAAGGGGGCUGUCGGGGGCUCUGCCGGCCGCGUGGCUGGUUGGAGAUGGUUUCACAGGACGCAGUGGACGCACGGUGGCCCCAUUAAGAUCCUCAUGCCAUCAUUGUCCCCAACUAUGGAAGAAGGAAACAUUGUGAAAUGGUUGAAAAAGGAAGGGGAAGCCGUGAGUGCUGGAGACGCACUGUGUGAAAUUGAGACGGAUAAAGCUGUGGUCACCUUAGACGCAGGGGACGACGGCAUCUUGGCCAAAAUAGUGGUUGAAGAAGGAGCGAAAAAUAUACGGCUAGGCUCGUUAAUUGGCUUGAUGGUUGAAGAAGGAGAAGACUGGAAGCAUGUGGAAAUUCCUAAAGAUGUAGGCCCUCCACCACCAGCUGCAAAGCCUUCCAUGCCUCCCCUUCCACCGGCACCCCCGGUUUCCGCCCCUGUCAAAAAGGAGCCCCGCCCCGGGAAGCCUCAGUUCCGCUUAAGUCCAGCUGCACGUAACAUUCUGGAUAAACAUGCACUUGAUGCUAGCCAAGGCACAGCGACCGGCCCCCGAGGGAUAUUCACUAAAGAGGAUGCUCUCAGACUGGUAGAGUUGAAGCAGAUGGGCAAGAUCGCUGAAUCAAGACCGACGCCAACCCCGCCACCCACUCCCACAGCAGCGCCCUCGCCCACCCUGGCGGCAGCAGGCCCUUCCUAUCCCCGGCCGAUGAUCCCACCAGUGUCGACUCCUGGGAAGCCUAACGCAGCGGGCACCUUCUCUGAAAUCCCUGCUAGCAAUAUUCGAAGAGUCAUUGCCAAGAGGUUAACUGAAUCUAAAAGCACUGUGCCUCAUGCCUAUGCUACUGCUGACUGUGACCUUGGAGCAGUUUUAAAAGUAAGACAAGAUCUGGUCAAAGGUGACAUCAAGGUGUCAGUGAAUGAUUUUAUCAUCAAGGCAGCAGCGGUGACCCUUAAACAAAUGCCAGAUGUGAAUGCAAGCUGGGAUGGAUACGGCCCAAAGCAAUUGCCCUUUAUUGACAUUUCAGUGGCUGUGGCAACUGACAGAGGUUUAAUUACACCCAUCAUAAAAAAUGUUCCUGCUAAGGGUAUACAGGAAAUUGCUGAUUCAGUGAAGGCUCUUUCCAAGAAAGCAAGAGAUGGAAAAUUGCUACCAGAAGAAUAUCAAGGCGGAUCUUUUAGUAUUUCCAACUUGGGCAUGUUUGGCAUUGAUGAAUUUUCUGCAGUGAUCAACCCCCCCCAGGCCUGCAUCUUGGCUGUGGGGAGAUUCCGACCCGUUCUGAAGCUCAGUCAGGACGAAGAGGGCAACCCCAGGCCGCAGCAGCACCACUUGAUAACGGUCACAAUGUCAAGUGACAGCCGAGUGGUAGAUGACCAACUAGCCACCAGGUUUCUUGAAAAUUUUAAAGCCAACCUUGAGAAUCCCAUCCGGCUUGCUUAAUCCUCCAAGAUAGGAAGUUGGGCCUUGGCUCGGCGGAUUUUAUAGGUGUUACCGAGAAACGAUAGCAAACAACAUUUAAAGGCAAUGUGGAUGAAUUGUUUAUUUAUUUAAAGCGAAAGAGUCUGGCCUAAGUUGUCUUUAUUGUCAGUCUGGGUUUCCUGUUGAAAUAAAACUAUGACUAAUGAAGGAAAAACACCAUUUGCUUAGGUAGAUCCUUUUUUUUUUUUUAACCUCUGGUGCUGUACAAACGGGAUGUUUUGCAGAUGUAAAUCCAGUGACAUGCUUGCUUAUAUGAGAGCGUUAGAACAUUUAAGAAUGUAUGCUAAAUUGUGUAAUAAAGAAAUUGUGUGAAAUUUAACUCAAUUGUGUUCAAGUUCAAAAUGGUCUUCCAAGAGAUGACCAUUAAUCUAGCAGUGACACUUCACUUUUACAAGUCCUGCUCUAAAUGCACUUGAACAAUUUGGUAUGUACAGAAACUUAUUCUGGAUAAUAGUAGAUUAGUAACUAAUAAGAAUCAAAUCAAAUUAGGGUUUGUGACAACAUUAUUGAAUUUUAUAUGUGUAUAAAGCCAUAUAUUUUAGAGUGGUUUCUUAACAUUCUGAUUUUUCACUUCUAUAACACUGUGAACUUCUAAAGACAAAAAAUAAAGAAGAGGGAAAGACCAAGAGAGGGGGGGAGAGAGGGAGUGUGUGUGUGUGUGUGUGUGUGAGAGAGAGAGAGAGAGAGUAUAGUGCAAAUAUCUAAAUUUUCCAUUGUGGGCUGCUCACCUUCAUGCUGAAUUGGGAAAUUAUGUAAAUAAGCUGUGUUAACGCCUAAAAAAAAAAAACAUGUUGUUAGUGUUGACUUAAACACAAAAUGUUUCUUAAUGCAUUUUAGUCACAUUUGUAUUGUGCAAUAAAAUACGAGAAAAUACAAAAUC